AGGUUGUUAGUGUCCCAUGGGCUCUGUUGCACGAUGUUGGCCAACGGAGAUUUUCGUGCUAUUUGCACUAAUAAAUUUGAAAGUUCCUUAAAUACACUCCAGACAGAGCAAGUCUUGUUAUAUUUUUUUAUGUAUGUAGCCUGUAGACAGAUCUGUUUUGAGCGGUCACGUAUCGACACGUUCUCAAAGCACGAUAACAAAGUUCACCUUGCCGGUGUUGUUUCCGUUGGCACGGGUGAACCGGCGCAGACCGAACGGAAAUAUCAUAGCGGUACAACUCUUAAGGAUAAAGCAAGGAACGUGGCGCAUCUGAGCACGCUGAUCUUGGAGCAGGUUGUUGGAUUAGACCUAACCACUGUCGAAAUGGCACAAGAGCGCUGUGUUGCCCAGAGCAUACCGUUUGUACGAAUAAGUCCUAAGGGAAUCAACGUCCGUAUUGAUGAAGUUGAUGAUGCAAAACUUAUGGAUAUGAUUUGGACUACUCACUUGUGGCUGGUAAGCAAUUUUCUUCAGAACUAA
Molecule: messenger RNA, 519 nt
Organism: Angiostrongylus costaricensis
Lineage: Eukaryota; Metazoa; Nematoda; Chromadorea; Rhabditida; Metastrongylidae
Source: the annotation of a GenBank genome assembly